CCCAAACAAUGAUUUUUCGGAUUUUGAAAAUAAUAAUCGCAACAUUGAGAAACCCCAUGAAGAUGUUGCACCGCUCGAAACUUCUACAUUCUUAAGUUCUUCUUCCUUCUUUUUUCCAGCCCAAUAAAUUUUGCAGCAACAUUUCUCCCUUUGCACAGCGCUUUGAAAUCACUGUUUCAUUUCGAGGGUAAAGAAAAGGUUGAACUCAGCAAUUGAAUUUUUUUAUUCGACAUGGCUGUAGAGGCUGCAGACGCCGCCACCCCACGAUUGGCACUUGAGGAUACUGAGAUCAACUGGGACAGGUUGGAUAAGACGAGAUUUCAUGUCAUUGGAGCUAUUCUCUUCACUGUCCAGUCAGCAUUAAUACACCCUACAGCAGUUGUGAAAACGAGAAUGCAAGUAGCAGGAUCGGGAAUCUCCCAAAGUGGGUUAUCUGUUUUCAGAUACAUUAUUCGAAAUGACGGUUUUCCCGGUAUUUUUAGAGGCUUUGGCACAUCGGCUAUUGGAUCAUUGCCUGGUCGAGUUCUGGCUUUGACUUCACUUGAGAUGUCAAAGGAUAUGACUCUCAAAUAUACAGAAGGUCUGAAUAUGCCUGAAGCAACACGAAUUGGCUUUGCUAAUGGAGUUGCUGGGAUGGUUUCCAAUUUAGUUUCCUGUGUGUACUUUGUUCCUUUGGAUGUGAUAUGCCAGAGGCUAAUGGUUCAGGGACUUCCUGGAACGACAUCUUGCAGUGGUCCAUUAGAUGUUGCACGGAAUGUGAUAAAGGCCGAAGGUAUUCGUGGCAUGUUUAGAGGUUUUGGACUGACAGCUGUCACCCAAUCUCCCGCAUCCGCACUUUGGUGGGGUGCUUAUGGUGCCGCUCAACACAUCAUGUGGAGGAGUUUGGGGUACAGAGAUGAUUUGGAAAAAAAACCUUCACAUGUGGAAUUGAUUGGCGUUCAAGCCACAGCAGGAAUGGUGGCUGGUGCCUGUUCUUCAGUAAUCACUACCCCUAUAGAUACUGUCAAGACUCGACUUCAGGUUAUUGAUGAUUAUGGUGUAGGAAGACCUUCCGUGAUGAAGACAACAAAGGCUCUUCUUAAGGAGGAAGGGUGGAAAGGUUUCUACCGUGGGUUUGGCCCUCGUUUUUUAAACAUGUCCUUUUACGGAACUACAAUGAUCGUGACUUAUGAACUAAUAAAGAGGUUGUCUUUAAAGCAAGGGUGAUUAGCUCGUGAAUUUUUGUUUCUGUGAGGACUCAGACUCGGAAUUUUUGUCUAAUUUUAGCAACUUAUGUUAAUCGGCAAUUUUUUUCUGCUAUGCGGUCAGAGGCAGCACAGUAAAGGCUCUAUUGAAUAGUGAAACUGGGAAAAGGUUGCAAUGGGAAGGGACUUUGUUUAUUAUUGAUUCUCUGUUUUACUAAUUGAAGGAAAAAAAAAGAGGCAGCAUGUCUUAUUAUUCUUUUUUUAACGUUGUAUUUUAUGCAGAGACAGAAUUAUCACUUAGAACAGCUCAUGCAACAAGUGUAGUACAUAUAAAUCAGUAAAUUGUGCUAUAGCUUCUUUAUUUUUUGUUUUUCUUGGUCCAAGAUUUACAUUUUAGUUCGUCUCCGAGUGGUGUGCGAUGGAUUUUUAUUUUUGAAUUUUUGGUGAGG
Messenger RNA from Striga asiatica, 1633 nucleotides. Lineage: Eukaryota; Viridiplantae; Streptophyta; Magnoliopsida; Lamiales; Orobanchaceae. The record is from the annotation of a GenBank genome assembly.